Rana temporaria (common frog) is the source of this 1015-nucleotide messenger RNA. It is a transcript of the gene LRRC72, whose product is annotated as leucine rich repeat containing 72. Gene Ontology annotation, molecular function: protein binding. The transcript is spliced from 9 exons. The coding region runs from base 1 to 822 and encodes 273 amino acids. The record is from RefSeq and is a predicted model, not a curated record. Lineage: Eukaryota; Metazoa; Chordata; Amphibia; Anura; Ranidae.
AUGGCGGACAUGAUUGAUCUUUUGUCGGUGCAGAUAAUAGAGAAGCAGAUAGAGAAGUGCGGCUACAGGACGGACUCCGAUGUACACGAGCUCUACCUGGGCAGGAAAGGGCUCCGAGAAAUCCCGGAUCUGUCGAGGUUUCGCAUGUUAAAAUAUUUGUGGCUUAAUCAUAACAAGAUAUCCAGGGUAAACUACUUAAGCACUAAUUUCCGUCUGUCUGAGCUCCACCUCGACCACAAUGAACUCUGCGAUAUAACAGGUUCUCUGAAGCAUUUAACCUCGUUACACACGCUGAUGCUGAAUGAUAACCGCCUGACCCAGCUGCAGGCCACCGUACAAGAGCUGAAACGGAUGACCAACCUCCGAGUCCUAAACUUAUUUCACAACCCUCUACAGCAAGACUCAGGCUAUCGGUCUUACGUCGUCCAGCACCUUCCGUCAGUCGAGCUCCUCGAUCGGGAACAAGUCAGACAGAAGGAGAGAGAAGAGGCCUUCAAGCUCUUCAACCCGGAGAGAACAGCGGUGCUCCAGUCUUUAGGAUUCGGGAGAAGGACGGACUCAGUUCUUGGUGGUAGACCCCCCAUACAAGGUUCAGCGUCAUCCUGUAGAUCAAUGGAGCAUUCAGGCAAUUGUGAUAUCACGGGUGUCUCAGACAGAGAAAACGUCCUUCCUUUUGAAGAUCAAGUUUUAUUAAGAGGAUACCAAAGAUCCAUCAUGCGGUUUUCUCUUGUGGACUGGAGCAGAAUGCCCCCGUCUUUCCAGAAGCGCACUGCAGAGCAGCCCUGCGACCCGCCUCCCCUGAUAUCGCUGGAGUUCAGAUAGAAGUGGGUACCGGUGGGCACUGAGAAGGCAUUCCACUCAGUUGUAACAAUUCUUUAUUUAAUGCAUUGGUCCAAGAAAACAUUAAGAAAUAAACGCCCUGUGCUCAUAUUACACCCAGGGCUAGACUGGGACAAAAAUUUGGCCCUGGACUUCAUCCAGACUGGCCCACUUUGACAGGUCUCUCCCAUGGCGG